Molecule: messenger RNA, 1185 nt
Organism: Saxophila tyrrhenica
Lineage: Eukaryota; Fungi; Ascomycota; Dothideomycetes; Mycosphaerellales; Extremaceae
Exons: 2
Coding region: 1-1185 (394 amino acids)
Source: RefSeq, a predicted model, not a curated record
AUGAUUCAUACAAAGCUCUUACUUUCACUGGCGAUAUGUCUUGGCAGCAUUGGCCCCGCCGUCGCCGACCCUGCCAACGGCUGGGAAGCCGCCUUCUGGUCGGGUGCAAAGUGUACCAGCGAGGGAACGGGCACGUACCAGAAGGGCAAAGGCUUCAAGAAGGGUCAAAAGUUCUGCCAUGGUAUUCCUGACAUUGGCGUCACGCAAGCCGUGGACUUUUACGCCAAAGACUCUUCCUACAAGUUUGGUCUCCACCGCAGGGAUGAUUGCUCAGACAGUCCCUCUCAGUACCUUGGCAACCCAGACCAGCCGGUGUGUAUUGAGACCAACGACAUAGGUGGCUCCGUUGCCUUCUCCGUCAAACAUACCCGAUCUAGCAGGCGCAGCGUCGAUGAGUCUGAAGACCUACUCGAGGAGCGUAACGCCGUCCCAGAGGACGAUGCAGUCCUCGCCGCUGAAGCCCGAGACUUUGUCGACUCCUACACCGUCAGCACUCUCGCCGCUUCCGGCGGCUUUGGUAUCACUGCCGUCCAGUCUUGCCCAGUAAGGUACAACAACAAUCCAGCCAAUGGCUGGCGACAAAACACCGUCUGUUGUAUCUCCGCCACGGGCUUCGCCUUCUUUGCCUUCCUCUCCGUCUGGCACAACACGGGCGAAACGGAAGAGUCGAACGGCGGCAAGCGCAACGUUGAUGGGCCAUGGUACGAAACCCUGAACCCACACUCCGACUUCGGUGUUCUGGAGGCCGUUCAGCCCUUGGGCCAGACCAUGGACAAGGAAGGCACCCAAUGGGAUCAAUAUCUCUACAACGUUACGGAGCACCGGACGGGGCUGCGCCAUCAUCUCAUCUACGAGCACGACGUGAGCUACGGCCGCCAUAUCCUGUCUGCCGAUCAAGACACCACUCGGAUGGGCUUGGAGAACGGUGGACUUAACAAACGCCAGUCCGCCAGCACUUACCGCGCCUAUUACGCCUGGAAAAACUUGCGGCACAAGCCCUUCAAGGCGCGCGGGACUGGUAACGCGGAGGUUGGGCAUCUGGUAGAGCAGGCGUGGAACUUCUGUCGGGGCAAUGAUCAGGACGUCGUCUGUGCCAACUUCAGGGUUAAGGGCAAGGGGCAGAUUGCAUUGGGGCAGUAUUCCGUCACCAACGGGGUGUUCUCGCCGGAUUUCAGCAGUUGCUGA